UGCACCAAUUGUGGCACGACUACAACGCCCCUUUGGCGCAGAGACGAGGACGGCAACAAUAUCUGCAAUGCUUGUGGUCUAUACCAGAAACUCCAUGGCAUCGCUCGCCCCGUCGGAAUGCGCAAGACGGUCAUCAAGCGCCGCAAACGG
Molecule: messenger RNA, 150 nt
Organism: Microstroma glucosiphilum
Lineage: Eukaryota; Fungi; Basidiomycota; Exobasidiomycetes; Microstromatales; Microstromataceae
Product: GATA-domain-containing protein
Exons: 2
Biological process (GO): negative regulation of transcription by RNA polymerase II; positive regulation of transcription by RNA polymerase II
Molecular function (GO): RNA polymerase II cis-regulatory region sequence-specific DNA binding; zinc ion binding; DNA-binding transcription factor activity, RNA polymerase II-specific
Source: RefSeq, a predicted model, not a curated record